GGCACUGGCUUCAGCACUUCCUCCACCACUGUUUACAUCUGAUGAAGACAAAUGGCGACCGCAACUUUUCUGGUAGCCCUAUGUUGUUUCCAGGUUGCUUCAGGAGUGAUCCACACUCAUCAGUAUUACUUUACUGCCACGUCUGGCAUCCCAAACUUCCCAGAGUUUGUAGUUGUUGGUGUUGUGGAUGGCCAACAGUUUGGCCAAUAUGACAGCUUCACCAAGAGAAUGGUCCCAAAAGAGUGGCUGGCUAAUGAAGGAGACUCUGAUCACUGGAACAGUGAAACGGAAAAUGCAGCUGGAGCUGAGGCUGUAUUUAAAGUCGACAUACGUGAUCUAACAUCUCGCUUCAACCAGACUGAAGGUGUGCACACGUGGCAGAGGAUGUUUGGCUGUCAGUGGGAUGAUGAGAGUGAUGCUGUUGAAACAUUUGAUCAGUAUGGUUAUGAUGGAGAAGACUUUAUCUCACUGGAUCUGAAGAACCUGAGAUACAUCGCAUCAAAUCAACAGGCUGUCCUAACAAAAAACAAGUGGGACAAUGACAGGUCUGAUCUUGACAGGUGGAAGCAUUACUACUUCCAGCGCUGCGUUGAGUUGCUGAAGAUGUACGUGCAGUAUGGGAGCAGCGCUCUGGGGAGAACAGUCUCCCCUGAGGUCACCCUCUUCCAAAAGGACUCGGGAGUGGUGUGCCAUUCCACAGGUUUCUAUCCUGACGGAGUGGUGAUCACCUGGAAGAGGGAUGGAGAGGACCUGCAUGAAGACGUUAAUAUGGGGGAGACGCUGCCCAAUGAGGAUGGAACCUUCCAGAAGAGAGCUGAGCUUACAGUGUCACCUGAGGAGAGGAAGAAGGGACACUUCACCUGUGAGGUGGAACACAGAAGCGGAAAGCCCAUUGUUAAGACCUUGAUUGUGGAAGAUGGCAAGAACCUUGUUGGCAUCAUCAUUGGCUGUGUCAUCGUGAUCGGUGUGGUUGUUGCCAUUGUCAUAAUGAAGAAGAAAGGCUACAACAAGGCAUCACGUCAUAUUAAUCUUCCAAAACGAAAGACACGCUUAUCCAGGUCCACGAAAGGAUAUUCUGCUGUAUUGCUGGUUCCAAAAUGUUCCAGCAGUUUCAACAGCCAAAGACUUUCUUUACUUCCUCUGAUGAAACUCCAAAGAAAGUGUAACCAUUCUCAAACCAGCAUGAGAGUUGUACAGAAGAAAGAGUGGAAGAAGAUCAUAUUAUUCAUGCUGAUGUAUUUCAGGGUAACUUUGUUUCUGUCUAAAGGAGGAUCAUGCGCUACAAAAUGGAAUUAUAUGUUAUGUAAUUUAGGUUCAUGUAUUUGUCUCUAUUUGAUCUCUUUCAUAAUUCCUAAAAUGGAUAGCUUUAUUAGCAUAAUCAAAUGUAAACUGCAACAGUCCUAUCUUUCUGAGAGUUUUAAUGAUGCCAUUAAACAGAAACUAACAUGUUGCAGUAUCUGAAUAGGUUUAUCACAAAGAACACAUUUUCCUAAUGAUUUUAGAUGUUCCUUGAUCGUUCCGCUCAUUUCUGCCUGCUUCAUCCUCAAUUCACUUUUUAAUACAGUUUUCUCCUCAUUCUGAAAGUUGUCACUCAAAUAUCAAAGGUCCAUACUAACUCAGCAAAGGCAUAUGCAUAUUCCCUUAACACUUCUGUUUCAGUUUCAGCACAUUCCCUUAACACUUCUGUUUCAGUUUCAGCACAUUCCCUUCCCUUAACACUUCUGUUUCAGUUUCAGCAUGGUAAGACACAACAAACACUUGCCACUUGCACGGUGCCUUUUUUAAGUAGCCGCACGCUAGCAAUACUAAUAGUUGGUUUGCCAUUUAAAAAGGGAUAGUGUCAUUUAUAAAUGCAGUGUUUCAUUGUUCAAGAGAUAUGAGGUAUUUUCAGAAAAUGUGUAAGUAGUAAAUGUGUAUGACCCCUGUGAACAUCCCAGGAGCUGUCAAUGUAACAACUUUACUAAGAAGGUGGCAAGCCAAGAUAGGGUAUAGUCUUUAUCUUCACCUUUAGUGGUCUGAGUAAGUGGAUGGUAAAGUUUUGAGACUUUUAUUGUCAUUGCCAUUAUUGCCAUGAUUCUGUAUUUUGACUUGUCAAAGUUACGGUGGAUCCUACUGCCUGUUGUAUACAGUAUAUUUCAGGAGCUGAGAAUGUUGAGACUAUUAUUUUACAAAAUGCCAUCAACUCAUUCUUCUGUGUAUAAUUUCCCCUUUUGUAAUCCAUAAAAUAUAUUAAUACAGACAAAGCUUCAAGCUAAAGAAA
Molecule: messenger RNA, 2260 nt
Organism: Clupea harengus (Atlantic herring)
Lineage: Eukaryota; Metazoa; Chordata; Actinopteri; Clupeiformes; Clupeidae
Product: class I histocompatibility antigen, F10 alpha chain-like
Biological process (GO): immune response
Cellular component (GO): external side of plasma membrane
Source: RefSeq, a predicted model, not a curated record